This is a messenger RNA of Formica exsecta, 2803 nucleotides long. It is a transcript of the gene Gdi, whose product is annotated as rab GDP dissociation inhibitor beta. Gene Ontology annotation, molecular function: Rab GDP-dissociation inhibitor activity. NCBI's taxonomy places the organism in Eukaryota, Metazoa, Arthropoda, Insecta, Hymenoptera, Formicidae. The transcript has 5 exons. Gene Ontology annotation, cellular component: cytoplasm. The record is from RefSeq and is a predicted model, not a curated record. Gene Ontology annotation, biological process: protein transport; vesicle-mediated transport; small GTPase-mediated signal transduction. The coding region runs from base 515 to 1843 and encodes 442 amino acids.
UGCACAUCAAAUGGAGCAAUAACGCACUGACCGUCACAGAACGGAGAAUCAUCGUUGACAUUUAGAAUCGACAUAAAAAUACUUGACGUUACGUAUACCGUGCUGUGUCCAGCUUUAGUGCCUCUUCGCAACGCGGGACGCAGCCUAGUGGAAAAGUUGGACGUCACCGCCGUCACUGCCACCGCCUGACCGCCACCGUCACCGCCGCCGCCACCGCCGCCGUCGUCAUCGCCGUCGACACGGAGUAGCAAAAGAGAAAGAGCUGGUCUUCCUUCCGUUUCGCGCCGUAUCGUGUCGUGUCGUUUGGUAUCGCGUAGAAAUCGCGCAACGCGAAUUUUCUCGACUUCGUGUGCAGGAGGAUCGCGAGAGACGAGAAGAGGAAGAAACGCAUACGUUCAAGACACACACGGCCGCUUGUAAGCCGCGCGACAGUUCGCACGACAGCUUACUCGCCUACCUUCACUCUCUUGCCUCUUCUUCUUCGUGGAUCCGGCACCUCUAACCCGGCGCGAACAUGAAUGAGGAAUACGACGCGAUCGUACUCGGCACCGGCCUCAAGGAGUGCAUCCUCUCGGGCAUGCUCUCCGUCAGCGGUAAACGAGUGCUUCACAUCGACCGCAACAAGUAUUACGGUGGCGAAUCGGCCUCCAUCACGCCCCUCGAGGACCUGUUCGGAAAAUUCAAGGCCCCGUCGCCGGACGAGAGUUAUGGCCGUGGCCGGGACUGGAAUGUCGACCUGAUUCCUAAGUUUCUGAUGGCAAAUGGUCUUCUUGUCAAGCUACUCAUUCACACGGGCGUGACGCGUUAUCUGGAAUUCAAGUCGGUGGAGGGCUCAUACGUGUACAAAUCGGGCAAAAUCUCCAAGGUGCCGAUUGAUCAGCAGGAGGCUCUGUCCAGCGAUCUGAUGGGUUUGUUCGAGAAGCGGCGGUUCCGCAACUUUCUCAUGUGGGUGCAGAAUAUGCAGGAGGACGAUCCGAAGACGUGGGACGGCUUCGAUCCCUUCAGCAACAAUAUGAGCGCGCUUUACAACAAAUUCAGCCUCGACAAAAACACGCAGGACUUUACUGGGCACGCAUUAGCGUUGUACAGGGAUGAUGACUACAUAGGUCAAACCGCGAUAAUGACCAUCAGGAGGAUCAAAUUAUACAGCGAUAGUUUAGCGCGAUACGGAAAGUCGCCGUAUCUCUAUCCGAUGUACGGUCUGGGCGAACUUCCUCAGGGAUUCGCGCGACUUAGCGCCAUUUACGGCGGCACGUAUAUGCUGGACAAGCCGAUCGACGAAAUCGUCAUGAAGGAUGGCAAAGUGGUCGGCGUCCGUUCCGGCGAUGAGACAGCUCAAUGUAAACAAGUUUUUUGUGAUCCUACAUACGUACCCGACUGCGUGAAAAAAGUCGGUCAAGUGAUAAGAUGCAUAUGCCUUAUGGAUCAUCCGAUUCCGAGCACGGCUGACGCGCUAUCCACGCAAAUCAUUAUUCCUCAGAAGCAGGUCGGUCGCAAUUCCGAUAUCUACGUGUCUCUUGUGUCGCAUACUCAUCAAGUAGCGGCGAAGGGCUGGUUUAUCGCUAUGGUCUCGACUACGGUGGAAACAAAAAAUCCAGAAGCUGAGAUCAAACCUGGUCUGGAUUUGCUCGGCCCGAUCAAACAGAAGUUUGUCAGCAUCUCCGACUAUAUGGUGCCGGUGGAUGAUGGUCUCAACAGUCAGAUAUUUAUAUCCACCAGUUAUGAUGCGACCACACACUUCGAGACAACCUGCUUAGAUGUGCUCGACAUAUUCAAGCGUGCCACUGGUGAGGAAUUUGACUUCAACAAGGUUAAGCAUGAGCUUGGCGACGAGGAUCAGUAACCGUAAUUACGGAGUGUGCGCGUGCAUUUUACAUUAUAUUACACCACGGGUAAAUCGAAGCGCUCAGUGAAUUCGCAUAUUCGAGUAAACAAGAAACCAUCACUCGAUCGCCGACCGCGUCGGCAUGCGACAGUGUCUCAAGGCAGAUAUCACGAAACAGAUGUCACACUUGCGAACAGACCUGUGCCUAAUUAUGUUAAAUAGGUUCUCUUUGAUAGAGGAUGAAAAACGAAGGUAAAGUUGGCUAAAUUUUCUCUCUUUCUUUCUGUCUCUAUCCUACUUCGUCCUAAUCUCAUCUCCUGCUGUUUCUACAAACUUCAAAAUCCUGUUCGAAAGCAACACGAAUUCUCUAUUACAUUUACAUGAAAGAACUCUUGGACUAUAUUUCUACGACUUCAGGUAUCGGAUCAUAAGAUUAGAUCUCUUCUUGUAAAUUUAUAUUUCACAUGAAACUAAAUCCAAUCUGCCAAUAUAUGUUCGAACAGAAGAUAAUAAAAAAAGAUAAAGAUAAUCUCGAGACGUCCGUGUCACACUGUGUGUAUACAAUAUAUAUGUAUCAUAUUUUACUUAUCGAAGUAUAAGUGGUAUUCAUUGGCAGAUUACAUUGUACAAAAAGGAAUCUAUAUAGGUACAUCACUACAUAAGAAAUAUAAUAUACCGUUAAAUUGACAAUUGAUUAAUGAUAACAAACAAUAUAAGUAUCAUGUCUGUCUAGGCUAGAAUUUCUAUAGAUAUAGACGAGAUGUUUCUGAAAAAUUUCAGAAAUUAUGUGAAUCUGGGAAAGUUUAUGUUGUCUGAAUGUUAAUUAACUAUAGGUUAUGUCUAAGUUGCAUUUAUCGAACAAAGAUUGAGCAAUGAUUUAGUUUUAUAUGAAUUGUUGAGAAUCACGGACAUAGGUGUUCCAUCGAUGACUCUCCAUUGCUUGUCGAUUAUCUAAUAAAAUUAGAAAUAAUAUGCCGA